UCUACGCACUAAGAGGGCAUGAAAUUAAUUUUAUCACCAUAUUAUUUCUCCAGUUCAGUCUUCCACCGCAAGAUGGCUAAUAAUGGGACAGAGUUUUGGAAACAAGGACUUUUGGCUGCCAUGAAUGAUCCUAAUGCAGUGGUGGAUAGUGAUGAUGAACUGGUUGUGAUCAAAGAUAAAUACCCCAAGGCUUUGUUUCAUUUUCUUGUAAUGCCCAAAAGGAAAAUCGCAAGUUUAAAAAGUCUUACUAAAGAAGAUGUGGAACUUCUUAGACACAUGCACAAGAAAGGAGUUGAGAUAUCAGACAGAGCCAACAAAGAACUCAAAUUCCGGCUUGGUUAUCAUGCAGUUCCCAGUAUGAGUCAUGUCCACAUGCAUGUCAUUAGUCAGGACUUCAACAGCGCAUGUCUGAAAACAAAGAAACACUGGAACUCUUUUACUACAAAAUAUUUUGUUGAUUCUGAAGAUUUGAUCAAAGCAAUAGAAACAGUUGGCCAUUGGCAAGUCAACCAAACAGAAAUGAAUGAUUUACUUAAACAAGACCUGAAGUGCCACGUCUGUAGACAGACCUUCCAGACCAUCCCAAUGCUAAAAGCCCACAUAGUUCUCCAUGAUGUAACCAAGAGAUCUUAGCAUUCCAUCCACUAUAUUUUUUGUAUUCUUAUAAAUUGGAAAUGUUUAUUGCCAUCAAGUAUCAAGUGUGUGAAAUCCAAGUUCAUCAUGAGUGAAGUUUCACCUGAUUAACUUAUUCUAGAUGAAUUCUUUUUUCAAGUGUUUUGUGUCCUGUACUCAAAAUUUGUUUGAUCAUAAAACUGGAACCAAUGCAGCAAAGUAAAACAAAAAUAAUUUGAGUUAUAUAUAUUUGUGACUAAAUGACUACACAAAUAUCAGAAUAAAUGUUAUUCAUCAUU
Molecule: messenger RNA, 911 nt
Organism: Physella acuta
Lineage: Eukaryota; Metazoa; Mollusca; Gastropoda; Physidae
Product: aprataxin-like
Biological process (GO): single strand break repair
Cellular component (GO): nucleus
Molecular function (GO): single-stranded DNA binding; DNA 5'-adenosine monophosphate hydrolase activity; single-strand break-containing DNA binding
Source: RefSeq, a predicted model, not a curated record